AUGUCUGUUAGCUCUCCCGUCGACCAGCCCGCCGCUCAGCGGCAGCUGACUGAGUUAGAGCGGAGCAUUGGCUUCAGUAUGGGUGUGCUGCACCGGCCACGCCGGCCAUCGUGUGUCUUCUUAGCCCGGCGGGGACAACGGUGUGCAACCAUGAGUGAGCCGGUGGACCAUGUGUUCCCUCUGAACCAGCUGCACCAGGAUGCCUCUCCUCCACCCGGGGAAAAACUGGCUGUGGCUCGCCUGCAGAGGGAAGUCACACGGACUAAGAGCGAAGGAACGAUGCGAGAAAAGCUGGUUCUCGAGCUAGAGGAAGAGCGACGUCUGCGACUGGACAGCGAGAAGCGGCUCCACAAGGCGACAGAGGAAGCAGAGCUGGGCCGAACGCAGAUGGUGACACUCCAGCAGCACUUCUCCAGGAUGGAAGAGACGGUGCGGUCGUUGCUGCAGAAUCCAGCCGUUGUGGAGCAGACGUCUCUAGACACAGUGGACAUUAUGACGGCCUACAAGGAUAAACUCUCUGAGGAGGUUCAUAAACCGCAGGACGGCUCUAAUCAGCUCGGCUCCCUACCGCUGACUCGGCCAGAGACCGAACCCAGAAGGCCACCACCGUCCGGCGACCCGGACAGCCAGCAGGCGGAGGAGGAGAAAGACAAAACCACACCUCUCCUGGAGCGUCUCAAAGCCCUGGAGGAGGAAAACUCUGCCUUGGCCUUGGAGAAUGAGAACCAGAGGGAGCAGUAUGAACGCUGUCUGGAUGAGGUUGCCAAUCAAGUCGUUCAGGCGCUUCUCACCCAAAAGGAUCUGAGAGAGGAGUGUCUGAAGCUCAGGACUCGUGUGUUUGAUCUGGAGCUGCAGAAUCAAACCCUCAGCGUUCUGUUUCAGCAGCGGAUCAAACCUGCGUCAGACCUGCUCCUCCAGAAACUCCAGUCCCGGAUCCUGGAUCUGUCCGCCGCAGAUCUGCUUCUGGAGCCGGAACGGGCCAAAAGCAUCCUGCUUUCCAGGAACCCUGAGUCUGGUGAAGUGCAGUUGAAUGGGAAGGUGGGACUUCCUGUGGCAAAGUGUCUGAGUCAGCUGAGCCUGAUGGCACCGCCUGUCUACCCUCGCAGCAGCUGUAGCAGCAGUGAGUUGUCUCUGUCCAGCGCCUGCAGUGAAUUCUCCAGCGGCUCCUACACCUGGAAUGACAGGCGCUCCUGUGGGAAAAUGUCCUCCCUGACGUGGGAGAAAAGGCUGAGUCUUGGCUCCUCGGCACCCAGUAACAUCUGCACCCCUCUGGAAGAGCAGCUCCCCACUAGGCGCAAGGAAAGCCACAUCCUGGAGGGUCUGAGGAAGCUUCAGCGCAGGAAACACAGGAGCUCCUCUUUCUCAUCCAAGGUCUCCAAGUCAGGCUACAAGGACUGCAUGAACUCCAAUGAGGGCAUCUAUUCCCUGGGUAUCAAGAGUUGCAGGAAAGGAAUUUCCAAGCCUCCUUAUGUGGGCAGAGUUGCUGCCUUGAGUGUCGGGGUCAAAAAGUUCUCCUACGAUUCAGACGACGCAGAUGAUGAGUCAGCACAUUCCAACAGCAGAGAUGUCAUUGCCAGCAGAGAUGGCUGGUUCUACUCUAAGAAACUCUCCCAUAGUGUCUCAGACAGUUUGUGCAGCUGGGAGGGACUCCAGGACAGCGGGGUCGGGGGCGAUGGGAAUGCCGGACUUCCAGGCUACAACUCCAAAGAGCGUCCUGAGAAGCUGAUGAGCUUCAUUAACAGUCUACUCCCUGAGGGCAGGCAGAGCUCUACUUUCACCAAACCGUCCCUACCAUGCUUCAAACCCUCUGAACCGGAGUAUCCCCUCCACCUGUCAGAUACAGACGACCUCGAGGAACUCAACUCCGAGUCCAGUGACAUUCGGACCUCCAUUAGUAACGCAGAGCAGGUGGAGCCCAACCCCAAGAGGCUGUCCAGGGAUAUUGGCAAGCUGCUUGCGCACCAGUGUUUGAGAAAGGACCAGGGACGAGCUCAGUCUGCUGAUGGGAGGCCAAGGCCUUUUAGCCUAAUAAAGGAGGUCAAGGCUGUCAAGUGCACUCAGUCUGAGGAGAGUAUCCUGGCCAUAUUUGAUGCAGAGGGAGAGCCUAUAGAGCUCUGUGCUCAAAGGGUGUCUGCAGGUGCUGGGAUAUUUACUGACAUUUCAGCUAGCAAGACAGUUACUAAUUACACAGAGCUAGCACCCCAAGAGAGACCAACCAGGCAAAAAGCAGGCAAAGUGAAGAAUAGCACUGUACUGGAGUACCCAGAAAAGCCCUCUGAAUAUCUAAGCAAGACUAAUAAGACAGACAAUAACAGGGAGAGACUGUCUGUACAUGGUACUCCACAGAAGAAGCUGAUCAAACCACCAAGCAGCCAAGCUAAUAAAGGCCACUCCGGGCCUCACAUGAAUGAUGCUUCCAGUUCCACGUUCAGUGGUUCUAGGAUACCCGGGAGGGGCAAACCUGCUGCAUCUCCACUGAGAGUUUCUAAGGGCUCCACAACUGAACCCAGCAAUAGCGGAAACCCAGCACCCCCUACCCAGGAGAAAAUCCCCUCCUCGCCUCCUGUUAAAAUGUCCAAGUACAUCAAGGCCCAAGGAGGAACCUGUGCACAGAGCCCAAAAGCGGUCACCUCCAAACUGCUCAGCAGAGGUGACUGGAGUAAGAGCGCUGCUUUAAGUUCACCCAGCCUCUCCAGGCAGAAUCUGGAGUAUGCUGACUCUUGUGAGCAGCCUACCAGAGACAAACACUGUGAAACCAGUAAAAAUCAACUCAGGUCCCCUUCUCCUCCCCUGCCCCCAGGCCGUACAACCUCCUUACUGAUAAGACCAAAUUAUGAAGGUUCACCUCAAGCACAUAAACUGGGGGUGGCUCAACCAUCCACACCAACCACUGUGAGGGGUCCUCCCCCAAGUUACCACCCCCCACCUGUACCAAAUAUGCAAACUACUCCGCCUGUCAAGGGUCAGGACCCUUUGGACUUAGAUGCAGGCUAUGGGACUGCACUUGCACCUCAGAAACUGGUUGAAAAAACCAGUCAGCACCUUCAGAAGUCUCCUGCUAAAGGCAUUUCCAAACGAACCAGCAUGAAACACUACCUCCUGUCUGCAACCUCAGGGUGUGCUCCAGAACCCCAACAUGCACCUAAAAGCUCAAAGAAUGUCCCUCCACCUUACGGCGCCCUCAGAGGGUCUUCACUACAGAGCACCUUUGCAAGUAAGAGAGGGUCUACCCAUGAACAUGUCAAUCAAUCGAUGCAAAAGACCUCUUCUAAUUUAGCUGCUUCACUUCAGGACCAGUCUCAGUGUAAAGCAGAACUGAAAGACAGUAAAAUAGCCAAUCCUCAAGCUGUAGUUGUCAGCCCUCUCUGCUCUGCCCCAAACCAGAUGGAAAAAGCCUCCAAGACACGCAUCCCCAUGGGAUUUAAAGCAUUUUUAAAAUCACCCCCCAGCCACAAGAAUAGUCCCACCAUGCCAGGCAAGCAGGAAAAAGAUCAUAUCAACUCAGUCUCCAAGGAAACUGUGACCUCAAAUGUGUCAACCCAGUGUGACAGCUUGCAGCCAGUACAUAAUAUUGAUUUGCCAGUCACAAUGAACAUCACAGAGGAGAAAGGUGAAGGCCAGGGCAGGUUACUGGAAGGGGUAGUGCACACUGCUGAGCAGCCAGAGGGGGGAGAGGCUUGUGAGAAAGGGAAAAGGGGCAGUCAACUUUUCUUAAGAUCCAUAUCUGUCACCAACAAACCUCAUCUUAAACCAGCUUUGGGAAUGAAUGGAGCAAAAGCCCGUAGCCAGAGUUUCAGCACUAACUACAUGGAAAAACCCAACAUCAACUUGCCAGAUGGGCUGGGGAAAAUCCGAACUCAGAUUAUCACCAACUCUGGUGAGAGGGGGAGCUCUUUGUCGAGGCAGAGUUCCUUGGAGGUCCCCAGGGUUGGGUUGGUUGAGAGUCCCGUCCAUUGCCCCAUUAAACGGCUCAGCCACUACGGAGGCUUGAUGGGGUCAAAUGGCCACAAUGUCCUCCCUGAUAGAACAUCACAGUCAGGCUCCAAAGGUGAUGGGUCACAAAGCACGAUAAAGGGAGAGGGGGUCUCCCCCCAGCCCCAGAAAGAGGUGCGUAGCCUACCUAUCACAGACAGGAUCGGCUUGAGGAACAACCGCAGGCCUGUGAAGGUUGCAUCUCAUCCACAAUUUCAGCCUCCGUCCACUCACUUCUACAGCUAUGAGAACGCAACCCAAGAAACGAGAGGCAAAUUAACCAGCCAUAUGAAACCAGACCCAGGUAGGGUUGUUCUAACUCAGACAGACCCUCCAAAAAAAACCUCGGAUAUUGAGGAGAAAAAAGUCAGUCCUACGGCCUGUACCAUUGAAGAGAAAGUCAUGAUGGGAAUCGAAGAGAACGUUCAGAAAUGCCACGAGCAGGAUAAGGUCACCGCCUCAGAGGGCAAACAGAAGACAGGCCCCUCUCUUGCAAACUGGUUUGGCCUCCGUAAAAGCAAACUGCCAGCUCUGAGUGGUAAGAAAACAGACUCCCCUAAGGGAAAAGAGGAGAAGAAAGAGCUGAAGAUUGGCUCUGUGCUCGGGGGCAAGCAGUUGAAAAAGAAAGAUAAGAAGAAAAAUGACAACCAGUGCAAAGACAGUCAGGAGGAACAGAAUCGAUCAGAGACAAAUAAUAAGCUGAGCUCCAUCAUGGACCACUGCAAUAUUCAGAUGGGUCAGAUUGCAAAUCAGAUCCAGUGUACCACCGCUUACAUCGGAAAAGACCAUUUUGUGAAGGAGCUUCUCAGCAGGGCCGCGGUGAAGGGCGACGCCCUGCCUGCAUCUCCCCCUGCCAUCUCCAUACCCAGGAAGCACUGCCAUGUGACUGCAGAUAUGGAGAUCUGCACAGAUACCGCUACUGUUAUCAUGAGUCAGAAGAUCAACCUGAAGGCUGAAAAUGAAGAAGGGCACGUCCCAGACACUUCCUGUCAGGACCACGUGAUAGGCUCCGGCUGCCAGACAAGAACCUUGGACAGUGGCAUCGGCACCUUCCCCCUCCCCGACUCAGUCAUGCGGGCUGGUGGACGCCACAUGCCCAAGUCGGAGUCCAGUCCAGACCACUUUACCAGCGGUCUUGCCGAGUUUGACCAGAACCCUCCCUCGUCUCCCCCCAACCUGUCAUCCAGCCAGACGAAAGUGCCUUCCCCCUCUAAAACCCGGCUGCACGCGCCCCCCGCCGCCCUAGGCCCCUCUCUGUCCCAGCCCGCUGUGACCUGCAGCACCACCCAGAGCCCUCUGCCCAAACCCACCUCUUCUGAGGCCCUCAGGACAAACAGGAGGAGUUUUGCUGUUUCAGACGAGACACCUGACAGAGAGGAGGAGGCAGAGAGAGGGAUGAAUGCCAAGGACCUCCAUCAUCCACCUGCUAAGGAGUUUCCUGUGGAGCCCGGCUCCCUCCACCUCUCCCUGGAGUCGCUCAACAAGCUGAACCUCUGCAGUUCCACCAGCGACGGUCUGUAUCCAGAGACAGGGGCAGGGGGCCGCCACACCUGCAGUGGAGGGGGGUGCAGGGACAGUUGCCGCCGGCCAGACGAGGCGGCCUCCUCCUGCGUCUCCCGAGAGCCGGGGCCGAAUGCCGUGGGCUCCCUCAGCGACUCGAUGUAUGACAGCUUCUCCUCCUGCACCAGCCAGGGCUCCAGCGAGCUAUAG
Lampris incognitus (smalleye Pacific opah) is the source of this 5682-nucleotide messenger RNA. RefSeq names its product nck-associated protein 5-like. Gene Ontology annotation, cellular component: microtubule plus-end. Gene Ontology annotation, biological process: microtubule bundle formation; microtubule depolymerization. The record is from RefSeq and is a predicted model, not a curated record. Bases 1 to 5682 code for a protein of 1893 amino acids. The transcript has 17 exons. NCBI's taxonomy places the organism in Eukaryota, Metazoa, Chordata, Actinopteri, Lampriformes, Lampridae.